AUGCUCACUCCAGAGCUUACGCCCUCUCACUCUGUUGCCUCGUCUCCUUCUUUACCACCAACACCAGAUCCUCGACCACUGGAUCUUGUCAUAGCCAACUACAAUGAAUCCUUGACGUGGCUCUCAACGUAUUCCCACGUCGCCACUGUCUACAGCAAGGGCAGACUUCCUCCCGAUCUGUCCAUCUUCCGGGAAGUCAUGACUCUGCCCAACUGGGGUCGAGAGUCCCAUACCUAUCUCCACCACAUCGUCCACAACUACGACAAUCUUGCAGAUGUUACGCUGUUCCUUCAAGGCAACAUUCACGACAUGAAUGAUGGCACACCGGCGCACACAGAUCUUGAUCUAGAUGAGAUUGUUGGGAUGGCCAAAAAUUUAGCAGAUAUGCCUGAUAUUCUUGGCAGUCGAGGUGUCCACGCUCAAAAUCAACCCCAAGGAGGUGUGCUUCCAUUAGGCAAAAUCCACUCCUUCACUGACUGGGACGGUGUCAGAUACCUGCCGGGCUGGAUUGAGAGACGCGGCAAAGGACUUCGACGCAGCCCAUACUCACCAGAGCAAUUUUGGAAUUACAUCUGCAAUGGCACCGUGGAUAACAAAGAUCCCCGAUGGACCACGGUGCCGGCUGAGAUCAAAUGGACGCAGGGAGCUUUGUUCGCAGUGACCAGACAGACCAUUCAGCGGCGUCCCAGAGCAGUCUAUGAGCGAUCGUACAACUAUUUUCACUCUCUAGCAGACAUCAAUCCGGAGGAAGGCCACUAUAUGGAACGUUUCUGGUUGGGUCUUUUUGGCCAUCAUGGGGUUGAGCAACGUGGUCUUUGCGUUCCCGAACCUGUCAAAGCAUGGACGGAGGAGGGCGAGAAUCCGACUGCCGAAGGACAUGGCGCUGGCGCUGAGGACGAAGGCAUCUUCAGGUUGUGA
Molecule: messenger RNA, 918 nt
Organism: Cladophialophora psammophila CBS 110553
Lineage: Eukaryota; Fungi; Ascomycota; Eurotiomycetes; Chaetothyriales; Herpotrichiellaceae
Exons: 1
Coding region: 1-918 (305 amino acids)
Source: RefSeq, a predicted model, not a curated record